Cyphomyrmex costatus is the source of this 552-nucleotide messenger RNA. RefSeq names its product ribosomal protein S12 (gene RpS12). Gene Ontology annotation, molecular function: structural constituent of ribosome. Lineage: Eukaryota; Metazoa; Arthropoda; Insecta; Hymenoptera; Formicidae. Bases 22 to 513 code for a protein of 163 amino acids. Gene Ontology annotation, cellular component: ribosome. Gene Ontology annotation, biological process: translation. The transcript has 5 exons. The record is from RefSeq and is a predicted model, not a curated record.
CGCUGCUGAUCAAAAUAACGCAUGCGUAAAAGCCUAGAACGCGGCAUUCUUUUCGGCCUGCAAGAAAGCUCUCCAGCUCGCUCAAUCAUGUCUGACGUAGAAAAUGAUGAUGUACCAUCCGCGAUGGCAGCGGGUGGUAGUAUGGAUGUUAACACUGCGCUACAAGAAGUUUUAAAGAAUUCUCUCAUUCACGAUGGCGUUGUUCAUGGACUUCAUGAAGCUGCCAAAGCUUUAGAUAAAAGACAAGCCAUGCUCUGCAUUUUGGCAGAGAAUUGUGAUGAACCAAUGUACAAGAAAUUGGUUCAAGCAUUAUGUAACGAACAUCAAAUUCCACUGAUAAAGGUGGAUAAUAACAAAAAAUUAGGUGAAUGGGCUGGCUUGUGUAAAAUUGACAGUGCAGGCAAAGCACGUAAAGUGGUUGGCUGCUCAUGCGUCGUCAUAAAGGAUUUUGGUGAAGAUACGCCUGCUAAGGAUGUUCUAAUGGAAUAUCUUAAACAAAGUGCUGUACAUUAAUACCUUUUAAUAAAAUAUUUGACAUAAAUUACACAAAUA